Molecule: messenger RNA, 1395 nt
Organism: Schizophyllum commune H4-8
Lineage: Eukaryota; Fungi; Basidiomycota; Agaricomycetes; Agaricales; Schizophyllaceae
Exons: 7
Coding region: 1-1395 (464 amino acids)
Source: RefSeq, a predicted model, not a curated record
AUGCGACGUGCUCCCAUCGACAGCUCCCAGCUGGACAAGAUCUGCGUACACCUUCAGACACGGUACAAUGCAGAUGCGGCCGACGUGCGGCAGCGCAUCAACAUCGACUCGAUUCGUCAAUAUGGCCGUGUCCGCGUUCUCAAUGGUGGUGAUGACAUGCGCGCGUCAGAGCUUGUCCCGCUAGCCAGUGACCGACGUGAUGCGACGUGGGUCAAGUAUGACCUACUUGUAGAUCGCAACAAGCACCGGCGUCGCGCGCCCGAAAUCCUCGUGCCCAAGUCGUUCUUCGGGCAACUCAUGAACAUCUACGUCGUUGAGGUUUUGGCUUCACCUCAACUCCACCUCACUGAACCGGAAACCGUGAUACUCGCUCGCAUCCACUCAUGCACGCCAUGCAAUACAAAUAGUCUGGGCCAACUGUACUACAAGGACAUGGGGAGUGCUUGGUUGGACGUGUCCCGCGCCGGUGGCCAAACCCGGAUCUCGCUCUCGGUCAAUACCUUUCUUGCCAUGGCGGAAGCUCCUCUGUUCACCAAGAUCGCGAAGGACAUAUGGCUCUCGCAUGGUAGUUCCCCCGCGCAGAAGAUAGUCAAGGAGACCAGCGACCCAGAGUGCGAUCACCCUCUAGCGCACACCUAUACCCUGCUGAAUGUCACGAUAGCCUCAUUAUACUAUGUGGCUGGAUAUAGUCACGUCUAUCAUGAGUGGUAUCCGAACGCCACCAUACUGCUCAUCCAGUCCGAGCCCGCGUUCUUCUUCAAACCGAACAGCUGGAAUGAACAAAUGUUGAUACCAGCAGCGGAGGUCAUCGAGUCCUUCGCCAAUGCCGACGCCACUCCGCCUCGCAUUCUCGCGCAUUCCUUCUCCAACGGCGGCAGUAGCCAGCUCUGCACUCUCGGCACCCUCCUCCGCUCUCGGAACCGCUCCCCCACCUCCGCCGCCGCCUCAGCCCUCAUCGUCGACUCUGCGCCCGCCACCGGCACCCUCCGCACCGCCAUCCGCGCCUUCGCCGGCCUCAUACCCAACCCCGUCAUCCGCUUCGCCGUCUCCGCCGUCGUCGCCACUUUCUGGUCCUUCAACCACUACUUCCUCUUCCCCGUCUUCGGGGUCCUACCGGUUGGGGAGAAGCUGAAGGCUGACUUAUUGCGCCCGGACGUGCUGCCUUGGAUGAGUAGCGAGAGCGCGCGGCUAUAUGUGCAUUCGAAGACGGACGAGCUGGUGGGGUGGGAGGAGGUGCAGGAGCAUGUGGGGAAGCUAAAGGAGGCGGGGAUCAAAGUGCGGGAGGUGCUGCUGGAGAGGGCGCCGCAUGUAGCGCUUGCGAGAGCGAAUCCGGAGCUAUAUUGGGGGGCAGUAAAGGAUAUCUGGGCAGAUGCGAGUGGCAUUGGCGCGGCUUGA